Messenger RNA from Colletotrichum orchidophilum, 1143 nucleotides. Its product is annotated as shikimate/quinate 5-dehydrogenase. Bases 1 to 1143 code for a protein of 380 amino acids. The transcript has a single exon. Gene Ontology annotation, cellular component: cytoplasm. The record is from RefSeq and is a predicted model, not a curated record. NCBI's taxonomy places the organism in Eukaryota, Fungi, Ascomycota, Sordariomycetes, Glomerellales, Glomerellaceae.
AUGGCCUUCACAGUCUUAUCAGACAACAACGUGAAGCAACUCUUCCAGAGCUUCGGCCCAGAAGACGUGGCCCGCAUGGCAGACGUCCUCACCGACGCCUUCCUCGCCUACUCGGUCGGCCCCGAAGCGCAGUACCAGCCCCACCGCGCCGCCGUCCUCCGGCCCGACGGGACCACCGGCCUCUUCAUGCCGGCCACAAUGGAAGGCGGCAUGUCCGUCAAAAUCGUGGGCCUCCCGCCGCCGACCUCGGCCACCUCUGACCUCCGCUGCGUCCUCACAAUCUGCGACGGGACCGGCCGGGCCGUCGGCAUCAUCAACGCCGAGGAACUCACGGCGUUCCGCACCUCGCUCGGCUCGAUCCUGCUGUACAGGUACCGCAAGGCGACGGCCAACAUUGUCGUCUUUGGCGCCGGGAAGCAGGCGCUCUGGCAUCUCCGGCUCGCGCUCGUCCUCCGCGGCCAGGACAUCAGGACCAUCACCAUUGUGAACCGCUCCAAGGAGCGCCCGGCCCAGCUCGUGGCGCGGCUGCAGGCCAUGGGCAAGGCCAGCGGCGUCGGGGACACCGACGCGGUGACGUUUACCAUCAUCGAGGCGGACCCCGACAGCGCGCCGGGCCACGCGCAGCUGCGCUCCGCCGUUGAGGAGAGCGACGUCAUCUUCUGCACCACGCCGUCGACGCAGCGCGUGUUCCCGGCGGAAUGGUUGACGCUGGAGCGCGGCGCGGCCAAGACCCGGUACAUCGCGGCCAUCGGGUCGUACAAGCUCAACAUGAAGGAGCUCGACCCGGACUUCCUCCGCGCCGUCGUCGACACACCCCUCGGAGCCUUCACCUCGGCGGCCCGGGGGGGCGCCGCCAAGAAGACCGGCGUCAUCUUCGUGGACAGCCGGGAGGCCUGCUUCUUGGAGGCUGGGGAGCUGGUGGAGGCCAAGAUCCCAGCCGACAAGAUCACCGAGGUGGGAGAGUUCACUGAUGCGCUUCGCAGGGCGGACGAGACGGAGGCGGGGCUGCUGCGCGAGUGGCUUGAGAAGGGGUUGAUUGUGUACAAGAGCGUCGGCAUUGGUAUCAUGGACUUGUCUUUGGGCAAGGUUCUUCUCGAGCUGGCGGCCAAGCAUCAGGUCGGCACGAUAUUGCAGGAGUUUUGA